ACAAAUUGCAAUUUUUUUUGUCAUAAUGUUUUACGAGUCUUUCAAGUGGGUGCACUUGUACUAACUGAUCUGUAAGUCGGUGAAUAUAGACAAAUCAAGCACAUUGCAGUUUUUUUUUUUUGUUUUUUAAAAUCAAAAUAAUUGCAGUUUUCUUGGUGUGCGCCGAAACUACUUUGUGUUGUGUUGUUUUUCUCUGAUAUGAGAUUUUGUAUAAAACUACACUCAAGUUUACGCCCAAAUGUUGAAAUGUUAAUGGCUUUUCUUGAACUCCAAAACAUAUGGCACCGGCAAGUCAAGAAGACCCAAUUUAGCUUUACACAUCAAGAACAAGAUAAUCUUGUUAAAAAUUAAAAAAUAGAGUAUUUUUUCUAUUCAUUUGACUCGAAUGACUCAGUCUUAUUCAUCCGAAGACUUUUCUUCCAUACCUCAUUUUCAAAAGCACUUUUCAGUUUUCACACAGAUUAGAUAAUGUUAUUUUUUUCCUCUUUUUCUAGAGUAUAGUAUAGCGUAGUGCUUAUGGUUAAGGUUAUUUAACUCGUUUCGCUACCAAAAGUCAGUGUUACAGUUUAUGUAUUUUCAUUUUCAUUUCUUUAUUUUACGAAUUUUAGAAGUUUUGGAAUGUGAGAUUCAAUUUUUAUUAAUGGUUGGUAAGCAAGGUUGACUCCAUCAGCUGCCGUGUGACGACUUCUUUAUAGCCAAAGACUGCUUUUUUUUUUGUUCUCUCUUUCUUUCUCUUUCCAAUUUCUAUAGUUUUGAAGUCUUUUUUGGGCAGUGGCUUAUAUGGGCCUUUCCUUUACUUUCUCAUAUUUUGGUCUCAAUCAGAUUUAGCACGCCAAGUUUCCCAAACCAGAUCAUCAAAGGAGCUAUGAAGUGCUUCCCAUUCUCAGUCGGUGAGAAGAAAGAAGACCCCAAGAGCACAAAAUCGAUUUCGGGUCAGUCCUACAAUUUAACAUUCACUGAUGGUGAAAUGAAGAGAUCUGGCUCUGAAUUCAACUCCCAAAAUGCCUCUGAUGGAAGCAGCGAAUCCUCAAGGCGCCAAUCAUUUCCUAGUUUCUCCCAAAGGCCAAGCAAUCUCAGAGUGUUCACUGUGCCGGAGCUGAAAUCCGCCACAAAGAAUUUCAGCCGCUCCGUCAUGGUUGGAGAAGGUGGCUUUGGAUGUGUCUACAAGGGAUUGAUAAAGAGCACAGACGAUUCAUCCACAAAACUAGAAGUUGCUGUGAAACAACUCAGCAAAAGAGGGUUGCAGGGGCACAAGGAGUGGGUGACAGAAGUAAAUGUCCUUGGGGUUGUGGAGCAUCCCAAUCUUGUCAAAUUAGUUGGCUAUUGUGCCGAGGAUGAUGAAAGAGGAAUUCAACGUCUUCUGAUAUAUGAAUUCAUGCCUAAUGGAAGUGUGGAAGGACACUUAUCUGCUCGUUCAGAGACACCGCUUCCAUGGGCCAUGAGAUUGAAAAUAGCUCAGGACGCUGCUCGUGGCUUGGCACAUCUACAUGAAGAAAUGGACUUUCAGAUCAUCUUCCGGGAUUUUAAAUCUUCAAAUAUCCUUCUCGACGAGCAGUGGAAUGCCAAGCUAUCAGACUUUGGAAUGGCAAGGCUAGGGCCAACCGAAGGGUUGACUCAUGUCUCCACAGCGGUUGUUGGAACCAUGGGAUAUGCAGCACCCGAGUAUAUCCAGACCGGGCGUCUCACAUACAAGAGCGAUGUAUGGAGCUACGGUGUCUUUCUUUACGAACUCAUCACAGGUAGGCGGCCUAUAGAUAGAAACCGCCCAAAGGGUGAGCAGAAGCUGCUGGAAUGGGUGAAGCCUCACCUAUCAGACAUAAAAAAAUUCCAGCUCAUAAUAGACCCAAGGCUGCAAAAGAAAUGCUCACUCAAGUCAGUACAAAAGCUUGCACUUAUAGCCAACCGCUGUUUGGUCAGACUGCCAAAGAACCGGCCAAAAAUGAGUGAAGUGUUGGAAAUGGUCAAUAAAAUAGCUGAAACACCCUCGAGGCCAGGGAGUCCGCCACUUCAAUUGAAAAUGGCGUCGAUGGAAUCUGUUAGAGACGAUGAAACCAAGAACAAAAGGACAAUUUCUGAUGCGAAGGGUGGAGAAAAUGGCUGGUUUUCUCGCAUGUGGACGCCAAAGCUCCUGAGGACAUGUUGAUCAUAGCAGCCUAUGCAAAACUUGACCUUGUAGUGGAGCCGUGGAUUGCGAUUUGGCAUGAAGAAAACAUGACUCUGCUUGUAUAUCCCAAGAGAAAUUUUUCAUAAGAUGUGUAAAGCUUACUUGGUAAUAUAGGAAUAUAUAUAUAUAAUGUAUCGGGCAAUUUCUGAUUUGGCUAAGUGGCCAUUUGCAUUGUGCAAGGGAAGGCAAACCAAGAAGUUUCUUCUUCGAAAAGAAUCCUUAUGCUAGAGAAGGACUGGGGCUUGUUCUUUUGGAAGACUUGUGUGACACUCUGAUUAUACUACCAAGUCUGUGUAAAUUGCCUCAGACUUCUGCUUUUGUUGAAGUGUUAUAUAACAGCCAAGUUGCAAUUAGAGAGAAAUUAAAAGGUAAGUCUUUCAAAUAGCAUAAAGAUGCCAUUUUUAGCUCUUAACUUCUGUUAAAUCUCUUCAUUACUUUAAAUAUGUGUUAACAAGCACCUCCGCCAAAUAUGUCUGAAAAAUGUAAUAUUUGUAUGUCGUUAUAGAAUAUUGAUCUAUAUAGUUACACUAUUUAAUUGAUACCCAAAACAACACAACUAGAAACAAAUUUCAUC
Molecule: messenger RNA, 2738 nt
Organism: Cannabis sativa
Lineage: Eukaryota; Viridiplantae; Streptophyta; Magnoliopsida; Rosales; Cannabaceae
Product: serine/threonine-protein kinase PCRK1
Exons: 5
Coding region: 866-2143 (425 amino acids)
Biological process (GO): protein phosphorylation
Molecular function (GO): protein kinase activity; ATP binding
Source: RefSeq, a predicted model, not a curated record